Messenger RNA from Aspergillus candidus, 2016 nucleotides. RefSeq names its product protein kinase COQ8. Gene Ontology annotation, molecular function: kinase activity. Gene Ontology annotation, biological process: ubiquinone biosynthetic process. Gene Ontology annotation, cellular component: extrinsic component of mitochondrial inner membrane. Lineage: Eukaryota; Fungi; Ascomycota; Eurotiomycetes; Eurotiales; Aspergillaceae. The transcript has 3 exons. Bases 1 to 2016 code for a protein of 671 amino acids. The record is from RefSeq and is a predicted model, not a curated record.
AUGACCGCACGGGCCGCAGCCGCCCUUGCUCGACGCUUCGACGAACCUGAUGUCCCCGAUCACGCGCCCAAACCCCAGCACCCGUCUCCCGCCCCGACUGUGGCUCCUUCGCACGCCGCAUCCCUCUCCCCCGACGAGGCCAAACAUUCUCAACGACGAGCCGAGGCUCAGAUCCCCGCGUCUGUGACGGAACACAGUGGAGGUGAGGAGGGCAAGGUAGGGGUCAGCCCGCAGCAGGAUGUGUUCUAUCGGCCUUCGGCGGAGUCCAGUACCCACUUGUCUGGGCUCCCCAGAGUCAAAGUGCCUAAAUCCGCGAGCGACGUGCAAGUGAGCGCCAAGGAUGGGAUCAAUGCAGAUGUGUUUCACACCUCGGCGUCUACUAAGGAUGCCCCAACGGAGAGUACAUCGUCGCCUGAAGAACAGGGGGAGAUUCCGGACGAAGUGAUGAGCCAGGUUUUCCACAGUCCCAGGGUGGCUAGGGUGCUUUCGCAAAAGGCAGCUACGGACGGGUUCAACCCGUAUAAGUUGGCGGCUCAAAAGAAUGCUCCGUCUCGUGUGGAUCGUGAGACGGAGAAGGUGGAUAGUGUCGCGGCGGAUCAACCAGCGUCGCCGAUUCUCACUGAAACCCCGAGCAUCGUGGCGGAUGUGAAGAAUGAUGACGCCUAUCAGAUGACCGAAUCCCGGGUGCCCUCCUCGCGUCUUGGCAGGUUAUGGCAGUACAGUGGUCUGGCCACCUCGAUGGCUCUGGGAGCCAUGGGCGAGGGCUUCCGCAGGGCUACAGGCAGCCACGAUGACAACGCUGGGUCUGUCAUGUUCAGUGCGGGGAACAUGGAGCGUCUCGUGGCCAAGCUCUCCAAGAUGCGUGGGGCAGCCCUGAAACUGGGCCAGAUGCUGAGCUUCCAAGACUCCAAGAUGCUCCCCGACUCCAUCCAGCAGGUCCUCCAACGAGUGCAGGACCGGGCAGACUACAUGCCGGCCUCGCAACGCGAUAAGGUCCUCGCAGACAACCUCGGCCCCAACUGGCGCGACCUCUAUUCCUCCUUCGACGACGUCCCAAUGGCAGCCGCCUCCAUCGGCCAGGUCCAUGGCGCCGUACUCAAGAAGACCGGACAGCGCGUCGCCGUCAAAGUCCAGUACCCCGGCGUCGCAGACUCCAUCGACUCCGACCUCAACAACCUCUCCAUCCUCCUCACCGCCUCCCGCCUCCUCCCCCGCGGCCUCUACCUCGACAAGACCAUCGCCAACGCGCGCACCGAACUCGCCUGGGAAUGCGACUACCUCCGCGAAGCCCAAGGCGCCAACCGCUUCCGCGCCCUCCUCCACGACGACCCCACCUUCCUCGUCCCCGAAAUCAUCGCCGAAGCCUCGGGCAAACAAGUCCUCACCAUGCAACGCGUCGACGGCGUCGCCGUCACCAAAGUCCAAAACAUGACCCAGGCCCAGCGCGACUGGAUCGGCACGCACAUCCUACGCCUCUGCCUCCGCGAGAUCAUCGAAUUCCAAUACAUGCAGACAGACCCCAACUGGACCAACUUCCUCUACAACGCCGACACCAACCGCCUCGAGCUCCUCGACUUCGGCGCCUCCCGCGAGUUCCCCCGCGCCUUCAUCUCCAAAUACGUCAGCACCCUCCUCGCCGCCUCCCGCGGCGACCGCCAAACCUGCCAGCGCCUCUCCAUCGAGCUGGGCUACCUGACCGGCCACGAAUCCCCCGCCAUGGUCGACGCCCACGUCACCUCCAUCGUCACCCUCGCUGAGCCCUACAUGGCCUCGUCCCCCGACGUCUACGACUUCAGCAACCAGACUAUCACCGACCGCGUCCGCGACCUCAUCCCCGUUAUGAUCCGCGAGCGUCUCGCCCCGCCCCCCGAGGAAACGUAUAGUCUGCAUCGGAAGCUGAGCGGUGCUUUCUUGCUGUGCGCGAGGCUGGGGAGUCGCGUGCGCUGUAAGGACUUGUUCAAUGAGGCUGUUCGGAAGGCGGAGAAGAGCGGUAUGGUUCUUGAGACGCCUUUGUAG